Molecule: messenger RNA, 1185 nt
Organism: Haliaeetus leucocephalus (bald eagle)
Lineage: Eukaryota; Metazoa; Chordata; Aves; Accipitriformes; Accipitridae
Product: histone-lysine N-methyltransferase SETMAR
Exons: 1
Cellular component (GO): nucleus
Molecular function (GO): zinc ion binding; protein binding; histone H3K9 methyltransferase activity
Source: RefSeq, a predicted model, not a curated record
UUGCAGUAUAGCCCAGACAACGUCGCUGGAGCAGAUGGAGACAUUGACCCCACUGAAAUCACUUUUCCAGGGUGUUCUUGUCUUACCAGCUCCUGCGUGGUUCACACAUGCUCGUGUCUACGCCUUGGUGAAAAUUACAACAGUUUGUGUCUGAGGCCUACAGGUGAAGAGGAGGAGUACACCAGGCCUGUUUUUGAAUGCAAUGCCAUGUGCCAAUGUGGUGAAUCCUGUCAAAACAGGGUUGUUCAGAGGGGCUUGCAGCUCAGACUUGAGGUAUUCAAGACUGAAAAGAAAGGGUGGGGUCUUCGUACUCUGGAAUUCAUAGCUAAAGGAAGAUUUGUUUGUGAAUAUGCUGGUGAAGUUUUAGGCUUUAAUGAGGCACGUAGAAGAAUUCAGGCCCAGACAUCAAAGGAUUCGAACUAUAUUAUAGUGGUGAGGGAGCACCUCCAUAAUGGUCAGAUAAUGGAGACAUUUGUUGACCCUACAUGCAUUGGUAAUAUAGGCAGAUUCCUGAAUCAUUCUUGUGAACCAAAUUUAUUUAUGGUGCCAGUUCGAGUUGACUCAAUGGUGCCUAAACUGGCACUUUUCGCAGCCACUGAUAUUUCUGCAGGAGAGGAACUUUCAUAUGAUUAUUCUGGAAGAUUCCAUAAUUUACCAAUAACUAACAGAGAACAAAAAUAUUUAGAGGAAGAUAACAGAUUGAGAAAACCUUGUUACUGUGGUUCCUGCACAUGUGCUUCCUUCUUACCUUGGGACAGCUCCCUCUUUUCUGCACCAGACACUUGCUCAGGGAGCUCUCUGUAGCUUUUCAGUCCCAAAGUAUACCUAAAAAUAUAAUUUUCCUUAGCAGUUAAAUUGCAGUUGAAUAAAACUCUGUAUUCCAGCAAGGAAGCAUGUGUGGUUUUGAGUAACAGCUGGAAGACAAGAUUUUGAGAAUAACUUCAUGCAGCAUCCUAGAGACUGUUUUCAAGGUGGAUGGUAUGAAGGAGCACUGGAGCUUCAGGAUGUUCCAAAGUCAGUUACUAAGCCAGGCCUGGUGUUUUUUUCUUGUUUUCUUCUGACAGCUUGCUGUAAGUUAAACCUCUCUCAAUUUGUACCUUUCAGAAAAAAUGAACUUUAACAUUGGUACACAGAAAGGACGUUACUGAAAAUUACACAAGAGAAUGAGACAAAGGAAUGUUGAUA